This is a messenger RNA of Clunio marinus, 183 nucleotides long. The record is from the annotation of a GenBank genome assembly. NCBI's taxonomy places the organism in Eukaryota, Metazoa, Arthropoda, Insecta, Diptera, Chironomidae.
AUGAUGACACACAGAAGUUACCAACUUCUCACUUUUUCUACUCUUUACUCGACUAAUGAGAAGUUGCCAUGUCACUUUGUUAGUUUCGCAAUUUUUCCAAGCGUGAAAAGAAUCUUCGCUUUUACAGCUUUACAGGUUGAGCAGAUUGAAAUAGAGAAAUCAAGAAUGUUCCUGAAUAAUUAA